Molecule: messenger RNA, 1388 nt
Organism: Aspergillus versicolor CBS 583.65
Lineage: Eukaryota; Fungi; Ascomycota; Eurotiomycetes; Eurotiales; Aspergillaceae
Product: RTA1 domain-containing protein
Exons: 4
Coding region: 383-1246 (287 amino acids)
Cellular component (GO): fungal-type vacuole; plasma membrane
Source: RefSeq, a predicted model, not a curated record
AGAAUUUCAGCGACUCGCUGUGAAGAGCUAUAUGAACAUCGCGAAGCAGCACUAGUUGAACCGAUCGUCGACAUCCAGUCCACAGCGAGAGCAGCAGAACCUGUGAAUCGGCCAUGGAAGACUCUGGAAGCAACAGAAGAAAGCGGAAUCCGAUGUUGCCUGCUCUGAUCAUCGACAAUAUUAUUACUAGUAGGGCUUCUGGAUCCGAAUACGAGAGCGAAUGCGAAACCGAGUCCGAGUCCGAAACCGAAACCGAACUAGGGCACAGCCGAAAAUGAUGCAAAGAUCAAGGCAAAAGAAAAAGAAAAAGGGAUGUACAGUCGGGAUUAUAAAAAGCCAGCUGUCUUCGGAUUGCACAUUCUACUCGCCCACAUCAAAUACAAUGCCUGAUUUCGACACAACAAAUUGCACCGCGGUCACCCCCGAGUGUCCUGUCUCCGCAACAACAUAUGGGUACAUCCCGAAUCUAUCGGCAAAUGCCGCCCUUGCUGCAAUAUUUGGCAUCUGCGGAGUCUACCACAUUGUCGUCGGCCUGAAAGCCCGCAGCUGGACGUUCGGGAUCGCCCUUGCAGUCGGAUCACUGAUGGAGAUGAUUGGAUAUGCGUUCCGAAUUGGAAUGCAUAAUAAUGUCUGGAACAGUGAUGCCUUCCAAAAACAGAUUGUGUGCUUGAUUCUUGCGCCGUCCUUUGUUGCAGCAGGGAUCUACUGGUCGCUAAAGCAUAUUGUGCUGUAUGUUGGCCCUGAAUCUUCAAGGCUCCGGCCCAACCUCUACCCCUGGGUAUUCAUCGGGUGCGAUAUUGGGUCGAUUAUUCUUCAGGCCGCGGGCGGUGGUGUUGCAGGCGCGGCAGGGGAUGGGAAGCCGGACUUGCUGAAUACGGGAAACAGUAUCAUGAUUGCAGGAAUCGCAUUUCAAAUUGGGACAAUGGCAAUCUGCGGUGUUCUGGCCGUUGAUUUCGUGUAUAGAGCUCGGCGGAACAAGGCGAGUGGGGAGAAAUGGGGUGCCGGAGGGGGUGGAAGAGGAGGCUUCUAUCUCUUUUGUGCAGCGGAGGUCUGGGCCUAUGUGACUGUUCUGAUUCGGUGCAUCUACAGACUGCCAGAAAUGGCGGGUGGCUGGGGCAAUCCGCUCAUGCAAAACGAGCUGGAAUUCCUUCUGCUAGAUGGGAUGAUGGUUGCGCUGGCCGUCGUAGGGCUCACGGUGUUUCACCCUUUCUGGUCAUGUCGGUUCAUUAUAAAGAACGCUGCUUGAUUGAGAAAGAGUACUAUUAUCGUUAUAAACGAAAUUUACAUUUUUCUCCAUCGCAGAUAUCUUGUUUUAUACGCGGGUGUUUUAUAUUGCAUACUGACUUCGGUCCUGGAAUUUCUUUUUUCUGCUUAUAUAUAGAUCUGCC